AUGCAUAUCCUUCCCAGCCCAGAAAAAGAAGCCACCAUGAGUAACGUCACGGUCACUGACAACACUGAGCCCAUCAGCCGCACCAUGAGUCCAGCCACCCCUAGCCCGUAUUCCUACCCUGUUAGUUUCCAAGUCUCCCUGACAGGCUUCCUCAUGCUGGAGAUCCUGUUGGGCCUGAGUUCCAACCUCACUGUGCUCGCUCUCUACUGUAUGAAAUCAAACCUCAUUAGUUCCGUCAGUAACAUCGUCACUAUGAACCUCCACGUGCUGGAUGUGCUGGUUUGUGUGGGCUGCAUCCCUCUCACUAUUGUGGUUGUGCUGCUUUCCCUGGAAGGAGACACUGCCCUCAUCUGCUGCUUUCAUGAAGCCUGUGUCUCUUUUGCCAGUGUUGCCACUGCAGCUAAUGUGCUCGCAAUAACUCUAGAUCGCUACGACAUCUCAGUGAAACCCGCCAACAGAGUGCUGACCAUGGGCCGUGCUGUGGCACUGCUGGCUACCAUUUGGGUUCUAUCCUUUGCCAGCUUCCUUGUACCCUUUAUCGAGGUUGGAUUCUUCGCUCAAGGCCACGCUGAGUUGAACCAAACGGUGGCAGAAAAUAUGGUGAACACCAAUCAGUAUAACACUGAAUUCGGCCUCUACUAUCACUUACUUGCCCAGAUCCCUAUUUUCUUCUUUACGGCUGUCGUGAUGCUCAUCACCUACUCAAAGAUCCUGCAGGCGCUCAACAUCCGCAUUGGCACACGUUUCCACGCCUCACAGAAGAAGAAGGCUCGCAGGAAAAAGCGUCCAUCCAUGACAGCCAUGACAACACAGCAGGAGGCCACAGACGGAUCGCAGAGCAGCGGUAGUCGGAAUCCCACUCUGGGAAUGCGUACCUCUGUCUCUGUCAUAAUUGCCUUGCGAAGGGCUGUUAAGCGUCACAGAGAGAGGCGGGAGCGCCAGAAGAGAGUUUUCAAGAUGUCUCUCCUGAUUGUGUCUACCUUUUUACUGUGCUGGACGCCCAUCACUGUUCUCAACACAGUUAUCCUCAGUAUAGGCCCCAGCAGCCUAAUGGUCAAGUUGAGACUGGGCUUCCUUGUAAUGGCUUAUGGGACCACUAUCUUUCACCCUUUACUCUAUGCCUUCACAAGGCAGAAAUUCCAGAAAGUUUUAAGAAGUAAGAUGAAGAAGCGUGUGGUGUCAAUCAUUGAGGCAGACCCCACCCCUAAUAAUGCUAUCAUACACAAUUCCUGGAUCGACCCAAAGAGGAACAAAAAGGUGACAUUUGAGGACAAAGACGCCCAACUGAAACGCCUCUCUACUGAGAACGUGGAGUGA
Menidia menidia (Atlantic silverside) is the source of this 1317-nucleotide messenger RNA. Lineage: Eukaryota; Metazoa; Chordata; Actinopteri; Atheriniformes; Atherinopsidae. The record is from the annotation of a GenBank genome assembly.